This is a messenger RNA of Prunus armeniaca (apricot), 561 nucleotides long. The record is from the annotation of a GenBank genome assembly. Lineage: Eukaryota; Viridiplantae; Streptophyta; Magnoliopsida; Rosales; Rosaceae.
AUGCUAGUGCAAGCUUAUAACCUAAUGGCUCAUGUCUUCCUUCUCUUCCUCUUAUUCUCUUACAUUAUAUCUACACAUAUUCAUGCCUGCAAACAAACUGAACGCAGCUCCCUCCUGUCCUUCGCCUCCACUUUAUCUUCUUCUCCUUUAAAUUGGACAUCCAUUGAUUGCUGUCAUUGGAAGGGCAUCACUUGUGAUAAAGAUGGUUGGGUCACCCGUUUGCUCUUGCCUUCCAAUGGGCUCAAAGGAGCAAGCAACUUGACUAGUUUCAAUGUCAACAACAAUACCUUCACAGGGUUUUUCGUGCCAGUCGCAAUACCUCUCAGGAUACUUCCAGAAGAUAUCUAUAAUGCUACUAAACUUGAAGAAAUUGCAUUGCCUUUCAAUUCACUACAUGGAGCCAUUAGUGAUAAAAUUGUCAACCUCACCAACCUUGCCAUCCUUGACCUCUCCUUUAAUCAUUUUGGGGGCGAGCUUCCUCUCAAUUUGGGGAAGCUCUCCAAAUUGAAGUUUGUGACCUUUGAUUUCAACAAUUUGAAGGAGCUUUGCCCCCAUCUUUGA